GCACACUAUGAGGCAUCGUGUGCGGCGCUGCUGCACCUGCUGGCGUUCAGCGCGCCACCAGCGCUGGCGUCGGUGCGGCAGGCAGCGGUGCGCGUGUGUGCGCGCAUGGCCACUGUGGGGGGGCGGUGGUGGCGGGAGAGUGUCACGGGCGCCAUGCUGCUCGGCCUCUCCGCCUAUGUUGAUGCCCCCGGUGAGGCCAGUGUCGGGAGGUUGGGCCGCCUGGCACACGGUGUGGGAGGUGUGGGAGGGGUGGGGGGUGUGGGAGGGGUGAGGGGUGUGGGUGUGUGGGGGGUGUGGGAGGUGUGGGGGUUGUGGGGGUGUGGUAGUGAAAUGCAUGUGCUGUGCUCCCUCGCUGCUCUGCUCUGCGUGCUGUCCCUUGCCGCCACUGCUGUGCUGUGUUUCAAGCACCCCGCCCCGCCGGCACAGCCCCUUGAAGCCCUCUCUCUCUGUUCCUUACUGCCCUGCCCCGUACGCCGCCCCGUGCGACCACGUGGUGCUGGACGCCUGCACUGCCCUCGCUGCCUCCCUCCUCGCCCUGCCUCCACACCCCCUCUCCCGCCCACUCCGCCACGCCCCCAUUCCCGCCCUCCCCCUUCCCUCCUCGCACCCCCUCCCACUGUGCUCCCUUCUCCCCCCUCGUCCACCUCGCCCCUCGUCCCGCCGCUCGCCACCCUCACCGCCCCCUUGCUCGCCGCGCUGUGGCGCCUCCACCUGUCACGCUCCGCACCUGCUCUCCGCAGUCAUGGCACGCAGGCCAGCACGGGUAGCACGGGUUGCAUGGGCAGCAAAGGCAGCAAGGGCAGGGAUGGUGGAGGGAAGAGUAGGGGAGGCGUGGUGGCGCGGGCUGCUGAGUGGCUGUGGGGGCAACAGGUGCGGGGGAUGCGAGGGUUGUGGGAGGGGAAGCGGUGA
This is a messenger RNA of Closterium sp. NIES-65, 909 nucleotides long. The record is from the annotation of a GenBank genome assembly. NCBI's taxonomy places the organism in Eukaryota, Viridiplantae, Streptophyta, Zygnematophyceae, Desmidiales, Closteriaceae.